This is a messenger RNA of Fukomys damarensis (Damara mole-rat), 3334 nucleotides long. RefSeq names its product CTD small phosphatase like (gene Ctdspl). The coding region runs from base 1 to 1065 and encodes 354 amino acids. The record is from RefSeq and is a predicted model, not a curated record. The transcript is spliced from 10 exons. Gene Ontology annotation, molecular function: RNA polymerase II CTD heptapeptide repeat phosphatase activity. NCBI's taxonomy places the organism in Eukaryota, Metazoa, Chordata, Mammalia, Rodentia, Bathyergidae.
AUGAACAAGAUAGGAUCUACAAUUUUGGAGCAGUGUCUAAGUCAAGACCUGUCCCUGCUCACACUGGUAGAUGAAGAAUGCAGUCAGACCCCAGAUCCAUGCUGGAUGCAGGCACCAGCAGGCAAUAGGAUUAGGGCACUGGCAUCAAGGCUGCAACUUUCAAAUCCAGAACAAUUCAGGCUAAACUUGGCUUCUGGCUGUGGGAGAGGCUUCUUAGGCAGUGUCAGUUCUGAUUUGUGCCUAGAAAGUCAUUUGUUUAGAAGCUUAGUACAUGGUGGGAAUACUUCAUCUGCUGGGUUCAGGAGUGCAGAUGCUUCCCAGUGCAAUGUCAGCUUAAAGAAGCAGAGAAGCCGCAGCAUCCUUAGUUCCUUCUUCUGCUGUUUUCGGGAUUAUAAUGUGGAGGCCCCUCCAUCCAGCAGCCCCAGUGUGCUUCCGCCACUGGUAGAGGAGAAUGGUGGGCUUCAGAAGGCUGACCAGAGGCAGGUUAUUCCCAUACCAAGUUCACCAGCUAAAUACCUCCUUCCAGAGGUGACGGUGCUUGACUAUGGAAAGAAAUGUGUGGUCAUUGAUUUGGAUGAAACACUGGUGCACAGUUCAUUUAAGCCUAUUAGUAAUGCUGAUUUUAUUGUUCCGGUCGAAAUCGAUGGAACUAUACAUCAGGUGUAUGUGCUGAAGCGGCCACAUGUGGAUGAAUUUCUCCAAAGGAUGGGACAGCUCUUCGAGUGUGUGCUCUUUACUGCCAGCUUGGCUAAGUAUGCAGACCCUGUGGCUGACCUCCUGGACCGCUGGGGUGUGUUCCGGGCCCGACUCUUCAGAGAAUCCUGUGUUUUCCAUCGAGGGAACUAUGUCAAGGACCUGAGUCGCUUGGGACGGGAGCUGAGCAAAGUGAUCAUUGUUGACAAUUCUCCUGCCUCGUACAUCUUCCAUCCUGAGAAUGCAGUGCCUGUGCAGUCCUGGUUCGAUGACAUGACGGACACGGAGCUGCUGGACCUCAUCCCCUUCUUUGAGGGGCUGAGUCGUGAGGACGACGUGUACAGUAUGCUGCACAAACUCUGCAGUAGGUAGCCCUGGCCUCAGCUGCCUCUGCCUGUGCACUCUGGAGCCUCUGACCUCGGGGGACCUACCUGGCCUCAGCUCUCUCAAGCUGAUAGUGAGCAGACUCCAUGCGCCAAGCCACAGGGUGAAUGUGGCUAUGCCUACCUGAUUUGUUUUUAAGAACAGAAGCAACUAUUUUAAACAAACAAAAAAACUCUUUUAACAAAUUUCAUAAAGGGACAUGCAUUUUACUGGAUUUGCUUUUCUUAAAACAUACCAAAAACAAAAAAAAGGGGGGAAAAAGCUUGAUAUCUAUCAGACUCCUUUGAACUGUCCUCCCCUCCAAGCAGACAACCUGUCCCCUUCUGCCCCAGCUCUGAGCAGCUGACCCAACUCAGAAUCUCUUUCCUACAGGAUGAAGUGCCUUUUUGAAUGUUAUUUUAAGCUGAGAGUUAAUUUUUCUACACAGCAUAUUUCCAAACAUCUUUUAGUCUUUUACUACCUUAGAUGCUCUCAGAAGAUGAACAUGACAAUUUUCCAGAGCCUGUUAUUGUGUGUGUGGUGGGGUGUGGGCUAGCAAGGGAGGGGAUUGAGUCAUAGGAGCCUGUCUCCCAACAGGUGCAGCUUUGCUCUGGCCCCUGUGGCGUGUUGCGGGGGGGGGAUCAGGCUCCCGUUGACAUGAGGGUUUCAUUGUGACUGUGUCCUUGUCCACACUCAUUUAUAACCCACUUUGGAACGUAUCUGCAAUUGUAUAGCUCCACGCUUUAGGAAACAAUUGGUUCUUUUAUAUUAUGAUUUCUGGCGGUGACAAAUUUGUCUUGAGGCCACAUUUUCCCCUUGAAAAGUGACACCCUGUCACUUCUGCUUCCAUAUUGCUGCCAUUCUUCUGUGUGUUUUUGUUUUCUUGUUUUCAAUUUUGGUAGAAUAGUUACAAGAAACCCUAAAGCCCUUGGAUAUAUAUUUUUUAAAAAACCUGUUUAUUGAUUUUUUAGAUCUUUCCUUUCCAAAAGCUGGAUACACAUGGAGCUGUUUGGGAAUUUUCUUUGCUGCUACCGCGCUGCCACCAAAUGGAAUUGACCAGCGGCUGUUACACUGUUCUUUGCCACUGUGCCUAUGCUCAGAAUAUGCUCACUGCUAAGCUACAAACUUGGACAGAGUCAGAAACAGGUGUCCCACUCCGCUGCAGACUGCACCACCUGUCUCCCUUCCCUGGUACUGCGGCCAGGACAGCAAAAGGGUACAAAGGCAAAAGGGCCAGAGCACCACAAGAUGUGCUGUUAAUUUUAACAUGCAGUCAGCAUCAGAUCCCGUGAUAAGCUGGCUGUUCUCUCUGGAGAACCUGUGGCUUCAACAAAGCACCAAGCCGACAUGGCCUAAGUUCAUCCCUGGUCGUCGUCUUAGAAGCACAGGCUGUUUUGAGCCCAAGGUUGGGUAAGCCUGUCUAGAUGUGAAACUCUUCACUCCAGACUAGGAGGAAGAAGGGCUCCUCCUCUGAACUUGGGCUCUCCUUUCAGCCUUUCCCAGUUUGGUAUUAAGCAGUGCUGUGAUCCUUGUUUGACAACAAGGCAGUCUAUAAAGUAUUGCUCUUCAAAAUAAUUAAAAAGAACCCUCUUGUGUUGGCACCAUUGCCUUAGUCCUCUGUGGGUUGGGUCUCACUCAGCCAGAGUUCUGGUGGGAGCAACUGGCACUAGCAAGACUUGGAACUGGAGGUCAAAGUAAAAUUUCUGUUUUUUUUUUUUUAAUUGCUUUCAUUCACAAAAUAAUGAAGCCAGCUGCCAAUCAUGCCCUACCAACAGCACUUUGCACUGUGGGCUCCUGUGCAUUCAGAAGAGAAAUAUUCAGGGGGUAACCAGAUCUCCCAACAUUCUGAGUGUUACCCAGCAAUCCACAUGCCAAUUAAAAUAGAAAUUUCCCCUUGCGAGGCAUUACCACAGAUGACAAUUACAUGGCAAAUCUGCACAUGCCACAAACCUUUAUUUGGGGAACCAGUCAUUAAAUGACCCCGCUGCCUUAAAUGUCUUGAAUGUUGCAGUCAAGUGUCUGUUACGUGUUGAUGUCCACAUGGAACUAGGCCCUAACGAGAGCCUUAGACCUUCACCCAUGCCUCCUCCUGUGUUGGUGUCACAAAAGGCCAAUGCGUAAGAGGGGCAGAGAGGAUGAACUUCCAGAAUGUUUCAGGGGAAGCUAGCCUAGGAAAGUGUUCCACUUCUGACAGGUGGAAUGAAACCACGUGGCAGACUUGGCACCAGACCCUUCACCUACUAGUUCCCGCAUCUGUGAGCGCCCUUGCACUGCUGUU